This is a messenger RNA of Indicator indicator, 7668 nucleotides long. RefSeq names its product inositol 1,4,5-trisphosphate receptor type 1 (gene ITPR1). Bases 1 to 7668 code for a protein of 2555 amino acids. Gene Ontology annotation, cellular component: endoplasmic reticulum; membrane. The record is from RefSeq and is a predicted model, not a curated record. Gene Ontology annotation, molecular function: inositol 1,4,5-trisphosphate-gated calcium channel activity; inositol 1,4,5 trisphosphate binding. The transcript is spliced from 55 exons. NCBI's taxonomy places the organism in Eukaryota, Metazoa, Chordata, Aves, Piciformes, Indicatoridae. Gene Ontology annotation, biological process: calcium ion transmembrane transport.
AUGACUGACAAGAUGUCGAGCUUCCUUCAUAUUGGAGAUAUUUGUUCUCUCUAUGCAGAGGGCUCAACAAAUGGAUUUAUUAGCACUUUGGGCCUUGUGGAUGAUCGGUGUGUUGUACAGCCAGAAGCAGGUGAUCUUAACAACCCACCCAAAAAAUUCAGAGAUUGCCUCUUCAAACUAUGUCCCAUGAACCGGUACUCUGCUCAGAAGCAGUUCUGGAAAGCAGCAAAGCCAGGAGCCAACAGCACCACAGAUGCUGUGCUACUCAACAAGCUGCAUCAUGCAGCAGAUUUGGAGAAGAAACAAAAUGAAACUGAGAACAGAAAGCUGCUGGGAACGGUCAUCCAGUAUGGCAACGUCAUCCAGCUGCUUCACUUAAAAAGUAACAAAUACUUAACAGUAAAUAAGAGGCUUCCAGCUCUACUAGAGAAGAAUGCUAUGAGGGUGACCUUGGAUGAAGCUGGAAAUGAAGGUUCCUGGUUCUACAUCCAGCCCUUCUACAAGCUGCGUUCCAUUGGAGACAGUGUUGUCAUUGGAGACAAAGUAGUCCUGAACCCUGUCAACGCUGGCCAGCCUCUCCAUGCCAGCAGUCACCAGCUGGUUGAUAAUCCAGGGUGCAAUGAGGUCAACUCUGUGAAUUGCAAUACAAGCUGGAAAAUAGUCCUCUUCAUGAAAUGGAGUGACAACAAAGAUGAUAUUCUCAAAGGGGGGGACGUGGUGAGGCUGUUCCAUGCAGAGCAGGAGAAGUUUCUGACGUGUGAUGAGCACAGGAAGAAGCAGCACGUCUUCCUCAGAACCACGGGCAGACAGUCGGCCACCUCUGCCACCAGUUCCAAGGCCCUGUGGGAAGUAGAGGUGGUGCAGCAUGAUCCUUGCCGUGGUGGUGCUGGCUACUGGAACAGCCUUUUCAGGUUCAAACACCUUGCCACUGGACACUACCUAGCAGCAGAGGUAAACCCUGACUAUGAGGAAGAUGAGCUGGAGUGUCAAUCCUCACUGGACCCUGAGCAGGAUGCUUCCAGAAGAGGCUUGCACAGUCCUCAGGAGAAGAUGGCAUACUCCCUGGUGUCUGUGCCUGAAGGGAAUGAUAUCUCCUCCAUCUUUGAGCUGGACCCUACCACCCUGCGAGGAGGAGACAGCCUGGUCCCCAGGAACUCUUAUGUCAGGCUCAGACACCUUUGCACUAACACCUGGGUUCACAGCACCAACAUCCCUAUUGAUAAAGAAGAGGAGAAACCUGUGAUGCUGAAAAUUGGUACCUCUCCAGUGAAGGAGGACAAAGAAGCUUUUGCUAUCGUGCCAGUUUCCCCCGCAGAGGUGCGGGACUUGGAUUUUGCCAACGAUGCCAGUAAGGUUUUGGGUUCCAUCGCUGGCAAGCUGGAGAAGGGAACCAUAACCCAGAAUGAAAGAAGAUCUGUCACCAAACUGUUGGAGGAUUUGGUUUACUUUGUUACUGGUGGAACUAAUUCUGGACAAGACGUGCUUGAAGUGGUGUUUUCUAAACCUAACAGAGAAAGGCAAAAACUGAUGAGAGAACAGAAUAUUCUAAAGCAGAUCUUCAAGCUGUUGCAAGCGCCGUUCACGGACAGCGGUGACGGCCCCAUGCUGCGCCUGGAGGAGCUGGGGGACCAGCGUCAUGCCCCCUUCAGACACAUCUGCCGCCUUUGCUACAGGGUGCUGAGGCACUCUCAGCAGGAUUACAGGAAGAAUCAGGAAUACAUUGCAAAGCAGUUUGGCUUCAUGCAGAAGCAGAUUGGCUAUGAUGUGCUGGCCGAGGACACCAUCACAGCACUGCUGCACAACAACCGCAAGCUCUUGGAGAAGCACAUCACAGCUGCUGAGAUUGACACCUUUGUUAGUCUGGUGAGGAAGAACAGGGAGCCCAGGUUUUUGGAUUACCUCUCAGAUCUCUGCGUUUCCAUGAACAAAUCUAUUCCAGUGACACAGGAGCUGAUUUGCAAAGCUGUGCUGAACCCAGCCAACGCAGACAUCCUCAUAGAAACUAAGCUGGUCCUCUCCCGCUUCGAGUUUGAAGAGGUGUCGAGUGGAGAGAACGCCUUGGAGGUGGGAGAAGAUGAGGAAGAAGUGUGGCUGUUCUGGAGAGACGGCAACAAGGAAAUCCGUAGCAAGAGCAUCAGGGAGCUGGCUCAGGAUGCCAAGGAAGGGCAGAAGGAAGACCGGGACGUGCUCAGCUACUACAGAUACCAACUGAACCUCUUUGCUCGAAUGUGCCUUGACCGCCAGUACUUAGCCAUCAACGAGAUCUCCGGGCAGCUGGACGUGGACCUGAUCCUGCGCUGCAUGUCCGACGAGAACCUCCCCUACGACCUGAGGGCUUCCUUCUGCCGCCUGAUGCUGCACAUGCACGUCGACCGUGACCCCCAGGAGCAGGUGACCCCAGUCAAGUAUGCUCGCCUCUGGUCUGAAAUACCUUCUGAAAUUGCUAUUGAUGACUAUGAUAGCAGUGGAACUUCCAAAGAUGAAAUUAAGGAGAGAUUUGCACAAACAAUGGAAUUUGUAGAGGAAUAUUUAAGAGAUGUGGUGUGUCAGAGGUUCCCUUUCUCUGACAAAGAGAAAAACAAGCUCACUUUUGAGGUUGUUAACUUAGCCAGAAAUCUGAUCUAUUUUGGGUUCUACAACUUCUGUGACCUCCUCAGGCUAACCAAAAUCCUCCUUGCUAUAUUAGACUGUGUGCACAUCACUACCAUCUUCCCUAUUACCAAGAUGGCAAAAGGGGAGGAAAGCAAAGGUAAGGCUGAAAAAGGGCAGAAGAGAAGGAGCAAUGUGAUGAGAUCCAUCCAUGGAGUGGGUGAGCUGAUGACCCAGGUGGUGCUCAGAGGUGGAGGCUUCUUGCCCAUGACCCCACUUGCUGCUGCUCCUGAGGGGAACGUUAAGCAGAGUGAACCAGAGAAAGAGGACAUCCUGGUCAUGGACACGAAGCUGAAGAUCAUUGAAAUACUUCAGUUUAUUCUGAAUGUGAGGCUGGACUACAGGAUCUCCUGCCUGCUGUGUAUAUUUAAGCAUGAGUUUGAUGAAAGCAAUGCCCAGAUGUCAGAAUCACCCACUGGAAGCAGCAGUCAAGAGAUGCCAGCUAAUGCUGAAGACACCAGGAUGCAGGAGAUCAUGAAGCUUGCACAUGAGUUCUUACAGAACUUUUGUGCUGGGAACCAGCAGAACCAGGCCUUGCUGCACAAGCACAUAAACCUGUUCCUCAACCCAGGGAUCCUGGAAGCAGUAACCAUGCAGCACAUCUUCAUGAACAACUUCCAGCUGUGCAGUGAGAUCAAUGAAAGAGUUGUCCAACACUUUGUCCACUGCAUCGAAACCCACGGCAGAAACGUUCAGUACAUCAAGUUCCUGCAGACCAUUGUCAAGGCAGAAGGGAAAUUCAUUAAGAAAUGCCAAGAUAUGGUAAUGGCUGAGCUGGUGAAUGCAGGAGAAGAUGUCCUGGUGUUUUACAAUGACAGAGCCUCCUUCCAGACUCUGGUGCAGAUGAUGAGAUCCGAGAGGGACCGGAUGGACGAGAACAGUCCCUUGAUGUACCACAUCCACUUGGUAGAGCUGCUGGCUGUGUGCACUGAGGGCAAAAAUGUCUACACAGAAAUCAAGUGCAACUCCCUGCUUCCUCUGGAUGACAUUGUCAGGGUAGUGACCCAUGAGGAUUGCAUACCUGAGGUCAAAAUUGCCUACAUCAACUUCUUGAAUCAUUGCUAUGUGGACACAGAAGUAGAAAUGAAAGAGAUCUACACCAGCAAUCAUAUGUGGAAGCUGUUUGAGAACUUCCUGCUUGACAUCUGUCGGGCUUGCAACAACACCAGCGACAGAAAGCAUGCGGACUGCGUCCUGGAGAAGUACGUCACAGAAAUAGUGAUGAGCAUAGUCACCACCUUCUUCAGUUCCCCCUUCUCUGACCAGAGCACUACUCUGCAGACUCGACAGCCUGUGUUUGUCCAGCUGCUGCAGGGUGUCUUCAGAGUGUACCACUGCAACUGGUUAAUGCCCAGCCAGAAGGCAUCUGUGGAAAGCUGCAUUCGGGUCCUGUCAGAUGUAGCCAAAAGCAGAGCUAUUGCCAUCCCUGUGGACUUGGACAGCCAGGUGAACAAUCUCUUCCUGAAAUCCCACAACCUUGUGCAGAAGACUGCCAUGAACUGGAGGAUGACUGCCAGGAACGCUGCCCGCAGGGACUCAGUGCUGGCUGCCUCCAGGGACUACAGAAACAUCAUUGAGAGAUUGCAGGACAUCGUCUCAGCUUUAGAAGAUCGCCUGCGGCCGCUGGUGCAAGCAGAGCUCUCAGUCCUGGUGGAUGUGCUUCACAGGCCUGAGCUGCUCUUCCCUGAGAACACAGAUGCCAGGAGGAAGUGUGAAAGUGGAGGUUUCAUCUGCAAGUUAAUAAAGCACACCAAGCAGCUGCUGGAGGAGAAUGAGGAGAAGCUGUGCAUUAAAGUCUUACAGACACUCAGGGAAAUGAUGACCAAAGACAGAGGCUAUGGAGAAAAGCAGAUUACCAUUGAAUUGGAUAAUGCUGAGCUGCCGCAGCCUCCCGAAACGGAAAGCCCUGUAGAGGAGCUUGAUCAAAGUCUACCCCAGAGGCAACUGGAGGAUCAUAGAAGGGGUGAGGCACUCAGGCAAGUCUUGGUCAACCGUUAUUACGGCAACGUUCGCCCGGCGGGACGGAGGGAGAGCCUCACCACCUUCGGCAAUGGCCCCUUGGCUGCUGGAGGAGCCAGCAAAGCUGGGGCAGGAGGAGGCAGCUCCGGAUCGAGUUCGAUGAGCCGAGGUGAGAUGAGUUUGGCAGAUGUCCAGUGUCACCUGGAUAAAGAAGGGGCAUCCAACCUGGUCAUAGAUCUCAUCAUGAAUGCCACCAGUGACAGAGUCUUCCAUGAGAGCAUCCUGCUAGCCAUUGCCCUUCUGGAAGGUGGCAACACCACAAUACAGCAUUCCUUCUUCUGCCGCCUGACGGAGGAUAAGAAAUCAGAGAAGUUCUUCAAGGUCUUUUAUGAUCGGAUGAAAGUGGCACAGCAGGAAAUCAAGGCCACUGUCACUGUCAAUACUAGUGACCUAGGAAAUAAAAAGAAAGAUGAGGACUCAGACAGAGAUGCCCCAAGCAGGAAGAAAGCAAGGGAGCCCAUGACCCAAAUUACUGAGGAGGUCCGGGACCAGCUGCUAGAGGCUUCUGCAGCUACCAGAAAGGCUUACAACACCUACCGCAGGGAAGCUGAUCCUGAGGACCACUACUCAGCUGGAGAAGGAGCACAGCCUGCAGCAGAUAAGAGCAAAGAUGACCUGGAGAUGAGUGCUGUCAUCUCCAUAAUGCAACCCAUCCUGCGGUUCCUGCAGCUGCUCUGUGAAAACCACAAUCGGGACUUGCAGAAUUUCCUUCGCUGCCAGAACAACAAAACCAACUACAACUUGGUGUGUGAGACCCUGCAGUUCCUGGACUGUAUCUGUGGAAGCACCACUGGUGGCCUUGGACUUCUUGGUCUGUAUAUAAAUGAGAAAAACGUGGCCUUGAUCAACCAGACACUGGAAAGUUUGACUGAGUACUGUCAGGGUCCUUGCCACGAGAACCAGAACUGCAUCGCCACGCACGAGUCCAACGGCAUCGACAUCAUCACGGCCCUGAUCCUCAACGACAUCAACCCCUUGGGCAAGAAGAGGAUGGACCUCGUGUUGGAGCUGAAGAACAAUGCUUCAAAACUACUCUUGGCCAUCAUGGAGAGCAGGCAUGACAGUGAGAAUGCAGAGAGGAUCCUCUACAACAUGAGGCCCAAAGAGCUGGUGGAAGUGAUAAAGAAGGCUUACAUGCAAGGAGAAGUAGAGUUUGAGGAUGGAGAGAAUGGAGAAGAUGUUGCAGCAUCUCCAAGGAAUGUGGGACACAACAUUUAUAUAUUAGCUCACCAGUUGGCUCGUCACAACAAAGAGCUGCAGAACAUGCUGAAGCCAGGAGGUCAGAUCGAGGGAGACGAGGCUCUGGAGUUCUACGCCAAGCACACAGCACAGAUUGAGAUCGUCAGGUCGGACCGCACCAUGGAGCAAAUCGUCUUCCCCGUGCCCAGCAUCUGUGAGUUCCUGACCAAGGAGUCCAAGCUGAGGAUCUAUUACACCACAGAGAGGGAUGAGCAAGGCAGCAAGAUCAAUGACUUCUUCCUGAAAUCAGAAGACCUCUUCAAUGAGAUGAACUGGCAAAAGAAACUGCGAGCUCAGCCUUUCCUCUACUGGUGUGCUCGCAACAUGUCCUUCUGGAGCAGCAUUUCCUUCAACCUGGCUGUCCUCAUGAACCUGCUGGUGGCAUUUUUCUACCCAUUCAAAGGAAUUCGAGGAGGAACACUGGAGCCCCACCUGUCAGGCUUGCUGUGGACAGCCAUGCUGAUCUCCCUGGCCAUCGUCAUUGCUCUUCCCAAGCCCCACGGCAUCCGAGCCCUGAUCGCCUCCACAAUCCUGCGCCUGAUCUUCUCAGUCGGCUUGCAGCCCACACUCUUCCUCCUGGGUGCAUUCAAUGUUUGCAAUAAAAUCAUCUUUCUGAUGAGCUUUGUGGGCAACUGUGGAACCUUCACUAGAGGAUACAAGGCGAUGAUCAUGGACGUGGAGUUUCUCUAUCACCUGCUGUACCUCCUCAUUUGUGCUCUGGGACUCUUUGUCCAUGAAUUCUUCUAUAGUCUGUUGCUCUUUGACUUGGUGUACCGAGAGGAGACCUUGCUGAACGUCAUCAAGAGCGUCACCCGCAACGGCCGCUCCAUCAUCCUCACUGCUGUCCUUGCCCUCAUCUUGGUCUACCUGUUCUCCAUCGUGGGCUACCUCUUCUUCAAAGAUGACUUUAUCCUGGAAGUAGACAAGCUCCCUAAUGAGACAUUAUUGCCAGAAGCGGGUGAGAGCAUGACUGGAGAGUUUCUCUACUCAGAUGUUUGCAAAGCAGGCAGCAGUGACAACUGUUCCUCCAUCAUCCCUUCUGACCAAGUGCCUGCUGAGGAGCUGGAGGAAGAGAACAAAGAGCAUACGUGCGAGACGCUGCUGAUGUGCAUUGUUACCGUACUGAGUCACGGGCUGCGCAGUGGGGGUGGAGUAGGUGAUGUGCUCAGGAAACCAUCCAAGGAGGAACCUCUCUUUGCUGCUAGAGUCAUCUAUGACCUGUUGUUCUUCUUCAUGGUCAUCAUCAUUGUCCUCAACUUGAUCUUUGGUGUUAUCAUCGACACCUUUGCUGACCUCAGGAGUGAAAAACAGAAGAAAGAAGAAAUUUUGAAAACAACUUGCUUCAUUUGUGGCUUGGAAAGAGAUAAGUUUGAUAACAAGACAGUCACCUUUGAAGAACACAUUAAAGAGGAGCACAACAUGUGGCACUAUUUGUGCUUUAUUGUCUUAGUGAAAGUAAAAGAUUCAACAGAAUACACAGGACCAGAGAGUUAUGUGGCAGAAAUGAUCAAGGAGAGAAACCUGGACUGGUUCCCCCGGAUGAGGGCCAUGUCCCUCGUCAGCAGCGACUCGGAAGGGGAGCAGAAUGAACUGAGGAACCUGCAGGAAAAGCUGGAGUCCACCAUGAAGCUUGUGACCAACCUCUCUGGCCAGCUGUCAGAGCUGAAAGAUCAGAUGACGGAGCAGCGGAAGCAGAAGCAGCGCAUUGGGCUGCUGGGCCACCCUCCGCCGAUCAGCGUCAACCCACAGCAACCAGCCUGA